ACGUAACUUCCUGAUAUUUCGAAAAGUUUUAGUUGAAGUUGAAAGAUUGCCAGGCCUUAAUGCAACAAUGGAUAGAUUAUUAAGAGAAAUAGAAAAUCUCGGUGUAGAAAUAAGAUUUAGGAAUGGUCAGUUCAAUUUGAAGGGCUCUUGGUCAGCAAUUAAAGAAGCCCACUCAGUUCUUGGUAAUUAUGAAAAUGUAGUUCAAGUCGGUAAAAAGGAUAUAACAACGACAACUUUAUCUAAAGAGAAAGAAAUCAUAUCGUUUUCUUCCUUAGACACAAAAUGUGAUGAUGAUGUUAGUUUUUCUUUCGGCUUUACCGAAAAACCGGAAAUGCUUGUGGAAGGUGGCAUCUGCAGUAAAGAAUCUUCUAGAAGGAGGACAAGUAAAGUUGAUUUUUCGAGGUCGGUUGUUUCAUUCGUUGAUGCCUACACACAAUAUGAAGACGAACAUAUAUGUCCAAGGUUAGCAUGGGAAGAAACCACACUCAGUCCUCGCCAAAUCAAUUUUGAAUCUGUAGAACCCUUUAUAAAACCUAUACAGACUGGUUUAUCACUUUCCAAGCAGGAUAUUAUAACCGUUAUAAGAGAGCAAGCUCAAACGAAACUACAAGAUAUAGUCGAAUCGCUAAACUCUGAUAGUACAACUUUGAAAACCCAAGAACUUGCCUCGGCUUUUGCUGGGCUAUUAAUUGAUUAUAAAGUAUCUUCAGACCCUGCAAAAAUUCACAAAUCCAAUUUAGAAACCAGACAGCAGCACGUUACACAUUCUGAAACUCCUAUGGAUUGUUCGAAUAAUAUCUCAAGUACAUCAAAACAACCCACCACAGCCAAAAGGAAAAGAGACACCGUCAGUUCUAUAUCGAAAGAUACGCAUAUUAAUUUUAAUCCUCUAGAUAUAUCUCAAACAUUUGACUCUGAUGAAAUCUGUACCAUUUGUCAGGAUAAGCCCUUUAAGCCCACAAGAUUGAAUUGUGGUCACGUCUACUGCGAUGAAUGUGUAAGUGAAAUGUUGAAAAGUUAUAGAUCUAAAUGUCCUGUUUGCGAAUGUCUUAUAUUUCGAAAUGUUCCUGGUCAACCAAGAAAUGGUAAAAUGAGCUAUGACAUGGAAAAAUCAGAUCUAAAUGGAUACGAAGGCUACGGAACAAUAGUCAUUCGCUAUGAUUUUUCAGAUGGUAUACAAACAUAUGGUCAUCCAAUGAUAGGAAAAAGCUAUAGUGGCUCAACCUAUAUUACCUAUUUGCCAAAUAAUGAGGCUGGUCGAGAAAUACAUGAUUUAUUAACUUCCGCUUUUCACGCGAGAGUACUGUUCGCUGUCAAACGCUGCCGACCAAAUGAACCUUUUUUAGUUCUGUGGAAUGGAAUGCCACAAAAAACUAAUAGACAAGAUUUUCCCGAUGAUGGAUACUUUGAUGCUAUUCGACAACAAUUGCACAAACAAGAUAUUACAGAUGAUAUGAUUGAUUCAGAUUAAUUUCACAACAAAUAAUUAAAAAGUAGCCUUCAAAGAAAAUUGGCCUGAUCAAAAGAACUCGCUUAACGGGUCUAAUAAAGAGUAAAUUAGAAAGACGAAAACAUUAUCCGUUUUUGAUUAUAUACUUUGUCUCAUACGGCAUAUACGUUAAAAAAAUAGCUAAAAUAUAUAUACUUUUCUAUUUGAAUGAACAAUUAACAUUGAAUAAUAAAAUAC
Molecule: messenger RNA, 1687 nt
Organism: Dimorphilus gyrociliatus
Lineage: Eukaryota; Metazoa; Annelida; Polychaeta; Dinophilidae
Source: the annotation of a GenBank genome assembly